AUGUGGCUCCUAGAUAAACCCUGGAGACAGCUGGUGUUUGUGAGCGUUUUGCAGAUUUCUUUCGGCGUUGAGCAGACGAAUCCUUCUCCACCGGCGGCAGACGAGUGCGGAGUGGUGGCGGCGGCCGAUGGUCAUCAGUCCCAACACCCGAAGCAGUGGCCAUUCCAUGUAGGACUGUACCGCAUCGUGGCCGGUAGUGGUGAUUCCCUUUACUUCUGUGGUGCUACGAUUGUGAGCCGCUGGUUCGUUGUCGGAUCGGCCCACUGCGUUCUUAACUACGCGCCAGAGAUGCUUUCCGUGCGCUACGCGACGUACGAUCUGACGCAACCGGAACAAGGUGGUAAGGUUGGUGUGUCCCGUGUCCUGCUUCAUCCCGAGUACCGGGCACAAAACUUCAGUCACGAUAUCGCGCUACUGGAGCUAAGCAGCGGGCUGACGUUCGAUGAGACAACCGUCCGGCCAGCCUGUCUAUGGCCGACGGUACCCGGCGAAACGGUCAGUGUAGGGGACCAGUUGGAGGGUACCGUUGGCACCAGCGUCGGUUGGGGCAUCGGACCACACAACCUCUACACGUACGUGCUGCUGAUCCUGGAGGUCAGUGCGAGCACCAAACGGAAGUGCAUCGAAUCGUUUGACGAGCGGCUUUUCACCGGGGACCAGUUCUUCUGUGCCGUAACUCCCGUCUGCAAGGGCAGUGGUGGUAGCGGGUUCUACGUGAAGGUUGGCGAUCGAUACUAUCUGCGAGGUAUCACUACGUUCGGGAUAGCGGCCAAGGGCAAGUACCAGUGUGGUGUUAACACGCUGACCAGCCUACUGAAUGUCGCACACUACACGGACUGGAUUCAGCAGCAGUUGGCCGAUCACCAUAGCCACUCGCAGCUACCCGAGCCCGAGAUGCCCGAGCAGCAGACGGAGCAGGCCAUGGUGCAGCAACAACAGCAACAACCACAAUGA
This is a messenger RNA of Anopheles darlingi, 954 nucleotides long. Its product is annotated as ovochymase-2-like. The record is from RefSeq and is a predicted model, not a curated record. The transcript is spliced from 2 exons. Gene Ontology annotation, molecular function: serine-type endopeptidase activity. Lineage: Eukaryota; Metazoa; Arthropoda; Insecta; Diptera; Culicidae. Gene Ontology annotation, biological process: proteolysis. The coding region runs from base 1 to 954 and encodes 317 amino acids.